GAGGAGGAGGAGGAGGAGACACAGGAGGCGAUCAGCUGAUACUCCACCUGACCGGAGGACGGUUGUGUGUUGAGCUCCAGCUCCUGCCCCACCUGCAGCUCCAGCAUCACCACUACCCCCACCACCACCACCGUAACCACCACCAUCACCACCACCCCUCGUCCAGAUCCUCUGCCUCCUCUUCUCUCUGUCUCACUCACGCUCUCCUUACAGACGGUCUCUGGCAUGAUGUUGCUGUUUCAAGGUACGGAGGUGCGGUGAUUCUCAAGGCUGACGACGGUGAUGGUGUCUUGUACAACGCCUCGCUCACCUUGCUGGGGUCGCCGCCGGCGUCCGGCCUCCUGCAGCUCAACGCUGAAGAAGCUGUUCAGUUGGGAGGGGCGUCCGAGUACCUCGCUCUGGGCAUCGUCACCGUCCACAGAGAUUACUUUGAUGGUGAACAAUUGAAAUUAUUUUGUUGUAAAGAGAGGAGUAAUUUUGUACGUGUGAAAGGAGAUGGUUGGUGUGGAUACCUGUGUGGAUAUGAGUAUAUAUGUGUGGAUACAUGUUUUAUGUGUGACUUAUCAAGGGCGAAUACCAGCAGGAGGAGUAACUUAACUAUUUUGGCCCUCUCGCUGUCUCCUCCUCCUCCUGCAGGGUGCCUGGACGACCUCCGCAUCUCAGGCAGGCCUAUGCCGCUUCCCCCCACCGUCAACAGGACGGCCUGGGGCGAGGUCACAGGGGUCCAGGGGGUGGAUGGUGGGUGUUCGACGCCCCCUGUCUGCGCCAACGUUUCCUGCAGUCCACCCUUCACCUGCGUCGACACCUGGAGGAGUUACCACUGCGG
Messenger RNA from Procambarus clarkii (red swamp crayfish), 826 nucleotides. Lineage: Eukaryota; Metazoa; Arthropoda; Malacostraca; Decapoda; Cambaridae. The record is from RefSeq and is a predicted model, not a curated record.